CAUAAACAUAUUCUUUUUCUGUUCUCUCUCACCACACACAUCCAUACAUACAAACUCUCCUUCUCUGUUCUUCCCACAAUCCACACACAAAGACACAAACACACACACACAAAAGAUAUUUUCUUAAAAUAUCCUUUCAAACAUAUUAUUUGUCACACUAAAAUUCAGGUCAUAGUGAACGGGCCCGUGUCCACUAUAAUCUAAGAUAGAGUAUUGCGAAGUUCAACAGAGCCUUGAUCAUAUCAAAUUUAAUCAAGAUGAAAAUGUAUCUGCCAUGGUGAAGUCAUCAGGAUAUUUAAAGUUAACGGGUGUUCCUUAUGGUAAAAAUCAGGCACCACUAUCUGAUCAAGAAAGGAACUCUCAAUCUGUAAUGACCACAGAGUCACAUGAUGGCAACGACACAUCACUGUCCAACCAAGAAGGAAGUUCCAUAUCAGAAUAUAAUCAAGAAAGAAGUGCACUAGUUAUAUCACCUGAAAGAGUGCCAGAUGGCAGUGUUCCUGAAUCACUCUCGGAUCAAGAAAAUUAUGUGAUGGCGUUAAGACCUGAAAAAGGGCUAGAUAAGUUGCCAUUGAGACGACCCCCUGACAAUCGGGUCCAUGUGUCAGGUUCUGAUCAGGGGGUUACUUUCUUAAGGACACCUGAGAAACCUAUGGUGGAUGGAUUUAAUUGGCGAAAAUAUGGUCAGAAGCUGGUCAGGGGAAAUGCAUCUGUCAGAAGCUAUUACAAAUGCACAUAUGGUGAUUGUCCAGCUAGAAAGCAAGUGGAACAUUCACAUGAUGGACAUAUCACUGAGAUAAACUACUUAUUGAAGCAUGAACAUCCUAAGCCUUGUGAUCUACCAAAUCAAACUGGAAGACCUAAUGAACCGUCUUUGGAAUCUGAAACUUCUCAAGAUCCUGAGGCAUUAGAGACCCCUGUGUUAUCUACCGUCGUACACAGUGAAAAUUUAGUGGAGGGGGUAGUCUCACAUGCAAGUGAAAUAGAAAGUGUCAACAAUAAUCCACCCGACUCAAAGAGGCAGAAGAAAGAGAAUUCUAGAAUCAAUGAUAGUGUUGUGACAAAGACAAAUUAUGAGCCACGUGUAGUUGUUGAGACUACGAGCGCAGUUGAUAUUGUAAAUGAUGGGUAUCGUUGGCGCAAAUACGGGCAAAAGCAAAUAAAAGGCAGUCCAUAUCCAAGGAGUUAUUAUCGGUGUGUAAAUGGUGGCUGUCCAGUGAAGAAGCAUGUAGAGAGGGCACCCCAUGAUGAAAAAGUGGUGUUGACAACUUACGAGGGACGGCAUGACCAUGAUAUGCCAGCUGGGAUCAGAACCGUUAUACAAAUUACACCAGGAAACAACAAUGGCAAAACAUCCUCUAAUGAUGAUGAAUCAAAACCUCAACCAGAAGCAGAUGAAUCUAGAGGUAUGGAAAUGGUCGUUCAUGAUGAUGCUGAUUGACCAAUAACUCUCUUUGUUGUAACUAAUUAUCAAAGCACCUGACCCUUACUUUUGUAGCGUAGUGCCGUAGUUAAGUAGUUUCGUUAUAUGCCCAUUAGUCUCCAUUUGCUGAGUAUUCAUGAGUGGACAUAUAGAAGUUGUCGUGCGGUUCACCAUUUUGUUUUUAUAUUUCACGCUGACUUGUUUGUGGCAAUCACUAUUCACUACUGUAGGCCUGUAGCAGGUAAAGCGAGUUGUUAGACUUUGUUUCUUGGGUAACGACUAUGCUAUGGGUUUUGAGUCUUGACAUACGAUAUUAUGUACCCGAUCAUUCGAUCAUUGACCAAAAGAGGUGCCCCCUUCGUGUA
Erigeron canadensis is the source of this 1788-nucleotide messenger RNA. RefSeq names its product WRKY transcription factor 1-like. Bases 275 to 1441 code for a protein of 388 amino acids. Gene Ontology annotation, biological process: regulation of DNA-templated transcription. The transcript has 5 exons. The record is from RefSeq and is a predicted model, not a curated record. Gene Ontology annotation, molecular function: sequence-specific DNA binding; DNA-binding transcription factor activity. NCBI's taxonomy places the organism in Eukaryota, Viridiplantae, Streptophyta, Magnoliopsida, Asterales, Asteraceae.